AUGAAGGCUUAGAGAAACAUCAAAUGAUUUCUUUAGUCCUCAGCAAGAUUGAACCUCUACCAGUCAAUGUUAUGGAUAUAUUGAGUAACUGUCCUGCCACAAUAAAGCUAAUGAAGAGGUUGGUCAGACUGCAAUGCCGAGCGUAUCUGUGUCUCAACAACCUCGUCCAAGUGGUGGAACUAGAGAUGCUGGGAGGAGCUCAAAACCUCUAUGCUUUGUUUGGACAAAUCCUCUCUCAGGAAGUCUGUGUAAAUCCACUCUCUCCAGGUGUUGACAAUGAGCUAUUGGAAGCAGUCACUGCUGCCAUCAGAUCUAUAUUGUUGAGACUCGCAGCCGAAAAGUGCUCUGGUCUGGAAGUUGUAAAUGACGACGUUAUCCAGACAUUGUUCAAGAUUGGAACAUCCCCUGAGCCCCGAGUACAGGCUAAUAUCAUCAGGAGCACAGGAACUCUGGGAAUCAUCUUUAACAACGAGACUUUUCUGGUUAAGACUAUAGGGAACUACUUGAUGAAUUUUGUGGAGAACCAGAAAGCUUUGUGGUUGAUUGCUGAGGCACUCGAUGCUUUGUUGGAUCUCUUCGCGGAGGAUUGUACCGACGCGGCGGCCAUUGAGAUCAAGCUAGUUAUUCGGCUCGGAACGAUCUCACAUCGGUUCAAGGCUAAGGUUCGGCAGGAACGUAAGACCCUUGGUGAACAUCAUGCAAUCGUUUCAACAGUUAUGACAAACCUCAUACCAUUCAUCAAAUACAAGGAAGCCAAGAUGCCUAGAUGAAGUAAACCUCUUAUCAUUCAAUGUAAACAAACAUUAUAUGUAUACUUUGUGUAUAUAAGAUAUUAUACAGAUUU
Macrosteles quadrilineatus (aster leafhopper) is the source of this 844-nucleotide messenger RNA. RefSeq names its product HEAT repeat-containing protein 3-like. NCBI's taxonomy places the organism in Eukaryota, Metazoa, Arthropoda, Insecta, Hemiptera, Cicadellidae. The transcript has 6 exons. Bases 24 to 770 code for a protein of 248 amino acids. Gene Ontology annotation, biological process: ribosomal large subunit biogenesis; protein import into nucleus. The record is from RefSeq and is a predicted model, not a curated record.